This is a messenger RNA of Protobothrops mucrosquamatus (brown spotted pit viper), 796 nucleotides long. RefSeq names its product haloacid dehalogenase like hydrolase domain containing 3 (gene HDHD3). Bases 7 to 729 code for a protein of 240 amino acids. The record is from RefSeq and is a predicted model, not a curated record. NCBI's taxonomy places the organism in Eukaryota, Metazoa, Chordata, Lepidosauria, Squamata, Viperidae. The transcript has a single exon.
GCUGUUAUGCUGAGACUUCGGCUUUUGACCUGGGAUGUCACGAACACCCUGCUUCGGCUCCGGGUCCCCGUGGGGCAGAGUUAUUCCGCCGAGGCCCAGGCCUUUGGCCUCCAGGUCCCUGCUGAGGUGCUCAACCACUCCUUUUCCCAAGCUCAUACAUCCCAGAGCCAGCGUUUCCCCAACUAUGGCUGGGGCCAGGGCCUCAGCUCCAAGCAGUGGUGGCUUGGGGUUGUCUUCGAGACCUUCCAGCUUGCCGGAAUUCAUGACAGUGGUGUUCUCUGGCCCAUUGCUGAAAAACUCUACCGGGAUUAUAGCAGCCCAAAGAACUGGGAACUAAUCCCAGGUGCCAUUGAGAUACUCCAGUGGUGCCAGCAACUGGGUAUCCGCAUGGCAGUGGUCUCCAACUCUGACUGGAGGGUACAAGAGAUUCUGAGCCGGUGCAACCUCCGACAAUAUUUUCAGUUUGUCUUAACCUCGGAAGAAGUGGGGUUUGCCAAGCCAGACCGGAGGAUUUUUCUGGAAGCCCUCCACAGUGCCAAGGUGGAGCCCCAGCUGGCUGCUCACGUAGGGGACCAUUAUGUGAAUGACUAUUUGGCUGCGAGGAAGACUGGACUGCACAGCUUCCUGUUUAAAAUGGCUGGGGAGCCAAUUGAGAGCGACAUGGAGGUACCAGAAAACCAUCUUCUGUCUUCACUUUUAGAUCUGCAGGCUCGGAUAGAGAAAGGCUAAAAGUGGCUGGAUUUCAGCAGCUGUUUCUAGGAGAGGAAAUUUUAACAAAUCUUAACAUUAACUGCUC